AAGCCGCGCGGCGCUCAGGGCAAGGUGCAGAAGACUGCGCGGCGGUGCAGCGAGAAAGGCGCGGAGAGAGGGCGCUGCUCUGUGGCUCUGCAACCUUCCGCCAGCUCCCCGGCUUUCCCCGCGCGUCUCCGGCGCCUCCUCGUUCCUCUUGCUUCCCCGCGACCCCUGCGUUCCCGUGCGCGCGCGUCCGCUUGCCUGUUUCGUGUUGCCGUCGCUGCCCGGGCCAUGGCGACCUGCUUUUGGCUGCGGAGCUGCGGGGCCCGGCGCCUCGGGUCGACGUUUCCAGGCUGUCGCCUCCACCCCCGCGCCGGCGGCCUGGUGCCUGCCCCCGGGCCUGCGCCCGGCCCGGCCCAGCUCCGCGGCUACGCUGGGGGCCUGGCGGGCCUCUCUGCGGCGCUGCUGCGCACCGACAGCUUCGUGGGCGGCCGUUGGCUCCCGGCCGCCGCCACCUUCCCCGUGCAAGACCCGGCCAGCGGCGCUGCCCUGGGCAUGGUAGCCGAUUGCGGGGUGUCAGAGGCCCGCGCCGCCGUGCGCGCUGCCUACGAGGCUUUCUGCGGCUGGAGAAAGGUCUCGGCCAAGGAGAGGAGUUCAUUACUUCGAAAGUGGUACAAUUUAAUGAUACAAAAUAAGGAUGACCUUGCCAGAAUAAUCACAGCUGAAAGUGGAAAGCCACUGAAGGAGGCACAUGGAGAAAUUCUCUAUUCCGCCUUUUUCCUAGAGUGGUUCUCUGAGGAAGCCCGCCGUGUUUACGGAGACAUUAUCUACACCCCAGCAAAGGACAAGCGGGCCCUGGUCCUCAAGCAGCCCGUAGGUGUGGCUGCAGUCAUCACCCCGUGGAAUUUCCCCAGUGCCAUGAUCACCCGGAAGGUGGGGGCCGCCCUGGCAGCCGGCUGUACCGUGGUGGUGAAGCCUGCCGAAGACACGCCCUUCUCCGCCCUGGCCCUGGCUGAGCUUGCAAGCCAGGCUGGAAUUCCUCCAGGUGUAUACAAUGUUAUUCCCUGUUCUCGAAAGAAUGCCAAGGAAGUAGGGGAGGCAAUUUGUACUGAUCCCCUGGUGUCCAAAAUUUCCUUUACUGGUUCAACAACUACAGGAAAGAUCCUGUUGCACCAUGCAGCAAACUCUGUGAAAAGGGUCUCCAUGGAGCUGGGAGGCCUUGCUCCAUUUAUAGUAUUUGACAGUGCCAACGUGGACCAGGCUGUAGCAGGGGCCCUGGCAUCUAAAUUUAGGAACACUGGACAGACUUGUGUUUGCUCAAACCGAUUCUUGGUGCAAAGGGGCAUCCACGAUGCCUUUGUGAAGGCAUUUGCUGAGGCCAUGAAGAAGAACCUGCAUGUAGGUAAUGGAUUUGAGGAAGGAACUACUCAGGGCCCAUUGAUUAAUGAAAAAGCAGUAGAAAAGGUGGAGAAACAGGUGAAUGAUGCCGUUUCUAAAGGUGCCACCAUUGUGACAGGCGGAAAACGACACCAUCUUGGAAAAAAUUUCUUUGAGCCCACCCUGCUGAGCAAUGUCACCCAGGACAUGCUGUGCACUCAUGAAGAGACUUUUGGUCCUCUGGCACCAGUUAUCAAGUUCGAUACAGAGGAGGAGGCUAUAGCAAUCGCUAACGCCACUGACGUUGGGUUAGCAGGUUAUUUUUACUCUCAAGACCCAGCCCAGAUCUGGAGAGUGGCAGAGCAGCUGGAAGUGGGCAUGGUUGGCGUCAACGAAGGAUUGAUUUCCUCCGUGGAGUGCCCUUUUGGUGGAGUGAAGCAGUCUGGCCUUGGGCGAGAGGGGUCCAAGUAUGGCAUUGAUGAGUAUCUGGAACUCAAGUAUGUGUGUUAUGGGGGCUUGUAGGAUUCUUUGGUUCUUUAAAAAAAGUUAAAAGGAGACUUACCUACAUAUAUAGGUACAUGCCAUCCAUUAUUUUAAAUAAACUAAUAGGUUUUCAGAAUUGUGAAUUUUUCAAAACUCAUCCAGUCCUCGUAAUCUUAAACAGAUGCAAAUCCUACCCCUGCCCUUAACCUAACUAGGGACCAAUAUAUGCCACAUGCCUGUGACUGCAGACUCCCGGAGAACCAGCACUGGGUUUACAGAAUGAGGCCCUGGCUCCCCACCGCAGCCCCGACUGCCUCAGAGCAGGCACAGCACGAGGCAGGCCCAGCCCCUUGGGCUGUCACAAAGACUUGAUCACUGCCCAGGCAGUGACACAACCAUCCCCAACGUCGCUACAGAACAUGGACCCAGAGCACCUUGAAGGAGACCCUUGACUGUGACUGGCAGGCAGGUGAGGGGCACAGCACCCCUCCCCGGCAUCUGCCAGCUCGGCACUGAAGGCACCGAAUGUGCUUCUAGAGGUGUUGCGGCAGAGGUUUGAGUGAACCCUCUUUCAAAGACAAUAAAUAGCACAGAAUUGUCUGUGCUUCUGUGAGGCAUGAAGAAGCACCUCUUCCUAUUCCUGAACCAUUUUUUAAUUGACAUCUUUAUUGUCCUAAAUUUACCGCUUAAAGAAUUCUAUUUUCAUUUCUGUCCUGUUCACCACUUUGUUUCGUUUCCUUGAGGAAAUGAGCUGAAGUGUAAAGCAAAGAAUAGCAGAAGCAGCUUGGUAGGAUGGAAGGCACGCAGUGGCGUGGCCUGGCUCCUUCCCCAAGUGGCCUUGUUGCCUUGUUGCCCUGGGUGUGUGUUGAGCACCUCCCAUCCCAUGCAUACAGUGGAGAUACCAUACAGGCCUUACUUAGCUCCCUGCGAUAUUGUGAGCCAGAGAGAAAGUAAAAGCACUUCACAAAAAAAUGAAAAUUCUAAGGACAUACAAGAGCCACUGUUACGAGCAGCACUGCCCAGCCCUUCCUUGCCUACUGUCAGUGGCUUUGCCAAGAUGGGAGGAGGCCAAUGCCAACUUGCCCACCCACCUGAGCCUGAGUAAGUGGCUGUCACCUGCAGCCUGUUCUUUCUGUCCUAGUGUGGUGCUGCUUCCUUACCUCCAAAAGAGCAAAAGCACUUUCACCACAGUCAGCCCAAAAGGGAAAGAAUUUCUGUAAUUGCCAAUCCACUUUGUAGAAGAGGCAUGAGCCCUUGAAUUUCAGGCACCUUUUAUCUAAUAAGAGUUUUUAUAGCUCAUCAUUCAAAUAAC
This is a messenger RNA of Mandrillus leucophaeus (drill), 3106 nucleotides long. RefSeq names its product aldehyde dehydrogenase 5 family, member A1 (gene ALDH5A1). Gene Ontology annotation, molecular function: succinate-semialdehyde dehydrogenase (NAD+) activity. Bases 226 to 1833 code for a protein of 535 amino acids. The transcript is spliced from 10 exons. NCBI's taxonomy places the organism in Eukaryota, Metazoa, Chordata, Mammalia, Primates, Cercopithecidae. The record is from RefSeq and is a predicted model, not a curated record. Gene Ontology annotation, biological process: GABA catabolic process.